GAAAGCGAGAGAGACGCAGUGUGGGCGGGUUAAGAGGGAGGAGAUUUCACACCGUGUCUUUUUUUCUGUCACGGCAUCCGCCGAAAACGAGGGCAUUGGUGACUUGGUUUCUUAUUUUCGAAUUACAGUUUGCCUCCUUUUCGCAGUCCAGCUCAUUUCGGGAGGCACCGGAGGCCCCAGUGCUCCACCCGUUGCGUUCAGGCGGGUAUCAGACUGUCAUAGGUGUGAGUGUGUGACGGAUGCUUGGAGGACACUGAGCAGGGUACCAUCUCACACACCUCACGAUGGCCAGAAUGAGUUUCCUAUCCUUUCUCCUCUUUUGCUUGACUUCGGUUGCCCAUGGCAACAAAGCCAAUAAACACAAGCCAUGGAUCGAGACGGAGUAUCAAGGCAUCGUCAUGGAAAACGACAACACUGUCCUUCUCAACCCACCUCUGUUCGCCCUGGAUAAAGACGCACCUCUGCACUAUGCAGGGGAGAUCUGUGGGUUUAGGGUUCACAAUGGACCAGGUGGUUCUGGUUCGGCGCAGUUUGAGGCAGUGGUGCUGGAUCGCUCCACUGGGGAAGGUCUGGUUCGAUCCAAAGAGCCUCUGGACUGUGAAAGCCAGAAGGAGCACAGCUUUACCAUCCAGGCGUAUGACUGCGGUGAAGGUCCUGACGGCACCAACAGCAAGAAAUCCCACAAGGCCACCGUGCAUGUUCGUGUCAAUGACGUGAAUGAGUUUUCUCCUGUGUUUGUGGAGCGCCGGUAUGAAGCGUCAGUGCCAGAGGGUCGUCUGUUUGAUCGUAUCGUGCGAGUGGAAGCUGUAGAUGCCGACUGCUCUCCUCAGUAUAGCCAGAUCUGCUUCUAUGACAUCAUCACACCCAACGUCCCAUUCACCAUUGAUAAUGACGGGAACAUAAAGAACACGGAGCCACUGGACUCCAAACGGCAGCGUGUGCACAGUUUCUGGGUCACAGCAUUUGACUGUGGGAAGAAUCGAGCUCAGGCUGAUGCUCAGGUCAUAGUCACUGUCAAACCUUCCUGCAAACCAGGCUGGAUCGGAUGGACAAAGCGCAUCGAGUACACUCCUGGCUCCGGUAGCAUCCCUCUGUUUCCAAACCUGCACCUGGAGACCUGUGAGGAAACAGUCUGGAACAUCCAGGCCACCGUUGAGCUUCAGACCAGUCACAUCGGGAAGGGCUGUGACAGAGACAGCUACUCCGACCGCUCUGUGCGCAGACUCUGUGGUGCAGUGAGAGGUGAAGUGGACCUCCUGCCACCACCAUCUCCUGCGACCAACUGGACAGCUGCGCUGCCGACUCUGCCCUCCUCCGAUUCUUCGCUGGUGUUUUCUUUUAACGGCUCCACUCAUGUUGCUGUAGUGCCCGAUUCAGUGGCUUCAGCAGUGUCCGGCGAUCACUUCACCCUGCAGCUAUGGAUGAGACGAGGAGGAGCCAGCACUCAGCCACCAGCCAAUCAGGCGAGAGGAACCCGCAAAGAGGAGGAGACUAUUGUCUGCAGCACUGUAAAGAAUGAUGACUCGUACUCUCACUACUCUCUAUCUGUUCAUGGCUGUCGUCUGUCUCUCUUCUACUGGCCGGAUGUGUCCGCCGCCAGACCCGUCAAAUUCCUCUGGAAACUGGAGCAGGUGUGUGACAGCGAGUGGCAUCAUCUGUCUCUGAGUGUCCAGUUCCCCUCUGUCACCCUCUAUGUGGAUGGUGUAACGUUUGACCCGGCUCUCAUCCACGACAACGGAGCCAUUCCCAACCCCGCACCACACCAGCGGCUGGUCAUCGGAGCCUGUUGGGAGCCAGAGGAGAAACCGAAAGACAUUGUGAACAACACCAUGCCAGAGAAUAAAGACACAGGAAAGUUCGUCAGUGGUUAUAAAGGGCUUUUGUCAGGCGUGACGGUGCGUCCGGGAAAUGUGGAGCCACACAGUGUUGUGGAGUGUCUGUAUGCCUGUCGAGAGGGGCUGGAUUUCGGAGACCUUGAGACUUUGGGCUCAGGCAUGAAGGUGCAUGUGAACCCGAGUCAGUCAGUGCUGGUGUUAGAGGGAGACGACAUUGAAAGCUUCAACCGUGCCGUUCAGCAGGUGACAUACAGAAACUCUCUACGAUUCGCCACUCCUGGUGUCCGACCACUCAAACUCACCACCUCUCUCAGGUGUUUCAGUGAGGAGAGUUGUCUCUCUCUCAGACAGCUGGAGGGUUACCUGGUCGUUCUCCAGCCUGACGCACCUCAGAUCUCCCUCUCCGGGGUGGGACCCCAUCUGGCCCGUCCAGCUGCUGAGUUUGAGGGUCCUCAAGGGGUUCCCUUGUUCCCUGAGCUCCGAAUCGUCUGCUCCUUGUCUCACGCUGUGAACACAGCUGCUCAGGGCAUGGAGGGAGGGGCGCUGAUGUCAGACGCCGUCGCUCACACUCUGGAUGGGUGUGAAGUCCAGCCCUUGGGGGAGGAGCUAAACACUGAGAGGGAGGAGCUUCUGGUUGACAUGGAGUCUUUGAGAGAGAGGGGGCUCGACAUCAUCAACACAACGGCCUACAUUGCCAUUACUGGUGCGGAGUCUAUCUCUGUGUAUGAGGAUGUGCUACGCUCUAUUCACUAUCGCUUAGCAAAGGGCUCAGCUCGUUUUGAACGAAGGUUUCGUCUGUCGUGCUCAGAAAUGAAUGGUCGCUACACCAGUAAUGAGCUCACAUUGGAGGUAAACUUCCUGCACUCUCUGGACAGUCUCUACCACCCGUCUCACCUGCUGGCAUCUCAGCAGCAGUUCCUCCAUCCAUCCCAUCACACUGGAGAACUGAGCGGACACACGCUUCCCAACCCACACCGCAACUCAGUGGUUCCAGGAGCUGCCACUGUCAUCAUCAUGGUGUGUGUGGGUUUCCUGGUUGUCAUGGUGAUUCUUGGAGUUUUUCGCAUUCGCUCCAUCCACCGCCGUGGUGAAGGAGCAAGAGGUGGAGGCAAGGAGGGCGGUAACCAAUGGGAUGAUUCGGCCCUCACCAUCAUUGUGAACCCAAUGGAGACAUAUGAGAACCGUAUGGGGAUCACAACAGACAUGGAAGGAGAGUGUGAGGAUGAGGAAGAAGUCGUGGAUUCACCCGAUGACACCAGUGAUGACCAGCGAAUCAUCAUCAAGAAAGAGGGAAGAGACUCCGCCCCUAGGCGCUACUGAACCAAUUGAUGACACCCGCAUACUAAACACCUCCCACUCAUUUAAUUACAGGAAUACACACACACACACACACACACACAGACGCACCAUCAAAGAAAAUGAAAGUGUCUAACACAACUGAGACACGAUUAUAGGAUCUCAGCCUCAGUGAAUGCAACGCUUCUCUCUGGAAUGUACGCUCCCACAAUGCACAGCGCAUUCCCUCUCAACCCAGAUGUAUUUAUUAAUGGCACACUUAUAUGUUCGUUCAUUAUACAGCCUUUCCAACUGACGUGCUUACUAAAGUGUUUUAAACACAGGAUUGACACUAAUUGUUAACGCUAAUUGUUGUCAACGAAUUAACACUGAAAUAUAACUAAAGACCCCGAUAUACUGAAAGUUAUAGCGAAGAAUAAAUUGAUGUGACGUCAUAUUUUAUAAUAUCAUGCCAAAAACAAAGUUCGUAAUACCACUUGCCAAAACAAACAUCUGGAAAAGUUUGCUUAUGUUCGAAACUACUUUCUAAUUACUGUCUGCUUGUUGAGUGUGACUUCAUGUGAAUCUGCUUCCGGGUCCAAGCCCUCUAUCAAACUGCACAGGGAGACUCGUCAAAUGGUAAACGUUUACAAAGCGAUGUAAUACUUUUGAAAAUCACAAUCAAAUAUAUAUAUAUAUAUAUAUCCAUGCCUAAUAUUCGAUGACCAGAAAGUGAUACAUUUUUUAUAAAUUGUUAAAAUAUUGGUGUCUGUGAUGCAGUCGUGUAUACAACGAUUUUAUAUAAAAUUCAUUAAAGUUGAAUUGACUAAAAGGUGGUCAUAAACGAAUACUUUCUUAAUUAAAAUGAGUAACUGCUUGGACCCGGAAACAGAAUUCCGGACGUCACGACUAAACAAGCGGAUUGGUCCAUUCCAUGGUGAUUACAUAAUCAGUAGGUGUGGCUUUGAGGUUCCGCCUUUGUGGUCUUAGAAAUCUUCUCAGAUUUAUUUUUAGUUUACGUCAUCACACACUAGAACAGGGGUUCUCAACCUUUUUCACUUCGAGGCCCACCUUUGUCUUUAAAUUUUUUUUGAAGGCCUAAACUGAUUGUCUAGAGAAAAUGCUUAUUUUAAAGCUAUAUAUACACCUUUUUUAAUAUUAUAUAAAAUAUAGUAAGUUUUUUGUUGUUUUUUUAACGCAGAAAGGUGCAAAACUCCUGAAUUCUUCAGUUAAUCUUUACAACUGCAGAGUCUUUGGGCCUUUACAGUAAAGGAACCUGACAGGACUACAGGAGAUGGCAAAAAAAUAAAACUGCUGCUGCUUUGAAUUAGACUGACUCCUAUUAAUCUAUUUAUCUAUAUCUACUAAAAUAAACAACCCUAAAUGUAAAUCUAUUGAGGCAUAUCAAUCUGAAGGCGGUUGGGUUUGUAGCUGGACAUUAUUGGAGUUCGCUGACAGGAACAGUGUCUUAAGUCUCGCUGGAUCCUCCUGUACUAACGAGCAGCAGUUAUAAAACACUUACAAGACGUUAAUUUGGACAAUGAGGAUAUUAUAAAGUGUUCACACAAAGAGAGCACGCAUAGUUUGUAAAUCAACGGACUUGUUUGACUCUGGUUCAGUACGAGUCGCAAACAUGAGGCAUGCUCGAGCUGGCUAUUAUAAUCAUUGUUACAUUUGCGUGACAGUUUGCUUUAUACAAGAAUGUGGACCCAGUUGACACGCAGCGGUUAAAAAAUUUAAGCCACAGUUAUGUCUCUAAUUAACAGUGAGGCUGUUUUUGCGGUCCGAAUUAGCCUGUUCAAUCACAAAAAAUCAGGAAAUGCCAUUACUACUAUCAUUUUAUUAUGCCAUUUUUAAUUAUGAAAUCAAUAGAAUAAUAUUUAAGUUAAUUUUAAUUCAUCUCGCGACCCACCGGUUGAGAAUCCCUGCACUAGAAAGCUGCAUCAUAUUAGAGAAGCUUUUAAAAGAAAUAAUAAUACGAUAUGAUAUCCAUAUACCAUAUAAUAAUAAAAUAUGAUAUUUUGAGGUGGCACGGUGGCUCAGUGGCUAGCACUAUCGUCUCACAGCAAGAAUGUUCCUGAUUUAGAGUCCCUGCUGGGCCAGUUGGCAUUUCUGUGUGGACUUUGUAUGUUCUCCCCGUGCUCGCUCCGGGUGCUCCGGUUAGCCCCACAGUCCAAAGACAUACGGUAUAGGUGAAUUGGCCGUAGAGUUUGAGCGUGUGUAUGAAUAUGAGUGUGUAUGAGUGUUUCCUAGUACUAGGUUAUGGCUGGAAGGGCAUCCGCCGUGUAAAACAUAUGCUGGAAUAAUUGGCGAUUCAUUCCGCUGUGGUGACCCCUAAUAAUUAAGGGACUAAGUGAAAGAAAAAUAAAUGAAUGAUAUUUUGUAUUGAUCUUAUUCUUUCACGUAUGAGCAGGCACAGCCAUCAAAAUUUUAUUGGCUUAGAACUUCCAGUUUCAUUCACUUCCAUUGAUUUUUUUAGCUGUAAGAACAGCUUGUUAUGCUGCUUGAUGUUGCAAACUUGUAUUUUCUUAUUAUAAAAAUUUUAUUUUUAUGUAUAGUCAUAAACACUUGUUUGUAGAUGAAGUAGUUUGAUCAUUCACUGCCGUUUGUUAUUCCCAGUCAUUUCCUGCAUAGAGAAAUGAAAGCUUAACAAGUAGAUUAAAUAAACAUUAUGUGAUUGAAGUGCCGAAUUGCGCAGCUAAAUCCACUUUUCCCCAAUCUGAUGCUUCCUUAACAACUGUUUUCUCUCUGUCGCUGUCAUUCCUUGUGUUUACUUCAUUAUUUACAUAAAUGCCACACUCUAGUUGCUACAUAGUUGCAAAUGUAAAGCGAAGUUCGCAGUGAGUAUAUCGGGGCCUUAAUAUAACGUGUAGUGCCCAGUACAAAACACUCCAGUAGCUGUAUUUCCUCUGCACAAUCUGUCUCGAUACAUUCCUUGACAAACUCCCUUGUACAGAUAUAAAGGAUUAGUCCGUAAAGGUGUUUCGUCAUAGUGAUAGACUACAGCUAGGUAUGCAAGUGCUUUCUUUUAAGCAUCACAAUACACACGCGCGCACACACCGAUCUUUUGUGCGACUCUUCUCACAACCUCACGACAAACACAACGCCCUCUGCUGUAUCAGAAUGUUCGCUCAACCUGGGCAGUUUUGAUUGUACUUAAAUGUAUGUAAAUACAAAUGACUACUACUAUUAUUAUCAUUUAAUUUUUUGGUCAUUUUCAGUCUUUGCACUUUCGGAUAGGCUAGGUAUUUCUUUUUCGAAUAUCUCUGUUGGUAAUAUACAGUGAUAAUGACAAUAAUAGUAUUAGUAAUAAGAGCGGUAACGAUUGGCUUGAUGAAUGUCUAUUUAUUUGUGUGUUCAAUCGUGUAAUUAAUAUCACAGUGAAACGGAAAGGCACAUUAUUGUUAUGCCUAGAACACUUUUCACCUCUGCUGUCAUCUUCCCUUUUUCUCUCUCCUGACACUCUUUAGAUACACGCUGCUUUAUUUCGCCUUUUUUUUUGGUUUUCUGAAUGUACGACCGUGCCACCCGUCCUCCUUUCAGCUCGCACUCCUUCUCUCUCUUUCUCCCUGUGACUAUUUCUCUGUCUGUGUUAGUGUACAGUGGAAACCUGUCAGUAAAUAAAGGCCUGUUGUUUUUGCAGUGUGAUAUUAAGAAUGGAUACAAAUUGCAUUAAUAAGCUAUAUUAUUACAAUGGUUACCAUUGGGACAAUUAACUAUACUUAUUGACACAAUGACAUGAAUUAUAUGGAUUGAUUGUUAUUGAUAACCGUCUGAAGAAGUAAUAUGUUCAAAAAAAUUCAUAAUAAAAACACAUGGACGACGUCA
Molecule: messenger RNA, 6938 nt
Organism: Danio rerio (zebrafish)
Lineage: Eukaryota; Metazoa; Chordata; Actinopteri; Cypriniformes; Danionidae
Source: RefSeq, a predicted model, not a curated record